AUGGCUGCCACUGGUGUCCCGCAGCCGCUACUCAAGCUAUGGCACAUACUCAGCACAUACGUCCUGACGACACCGUUCUUCGGCCUUUGUCUCCAGGGCGCCCUGCUGAUACUCGUGCUUCUGGACACCAAUGUCACGCUGUUGCUCAAAAGAGAAGCGGCCUUGGGGCAUGUGCCGGAGAGCACUCAUGACUGGGUGACCAUCGGCGCGGGCUUAGUAGAGUUUGGUCUAGGCGCACUCAUCGCGUGGUGUGGCCAAGCCAGGAAGAACUUUGCCUUGUCUUUUUGGCUAACAGCGGCCGCCGCUGCCGGCCUGCUUGUGCUAGCCUUUCCUUUUAAAGACACUACUGACUCCACUGUGGAGCUAUGUGGCGGCGAGGAAAUAACAUCGUACUACAAAACCAUUGAGAACCCCGAAGACGAUCCCUGGGUCCCUCGCGUCGCCAUGCUGUGCUUGACUGCCGCCUUCUGCGUCCUCGCGCGUCUCAGUCUGUUCGCGCAUGGCUUCGUUUAUGUGGACGAUCAUGAGCCUCAGCAUGGAGCGUAUCGUUACGGAAUACUGAUCACAAUCCGCCUCUCCCUGGGCCUGAACGGCGUGAACUGGCUGACUCCGUCCUCCACCCGAGACGAGUGGUGGCACUCUCACCUGUCCCUCUGUAUGCUGACGAUCAUGUUCGCGAUACUGUUCACUCUGUUCCCGAGACGCAAGACCCAGAAUAAGGGGGCUGACGGUGAAAUGGUCAGCAAAGAAUUAUUCUCAACACUGUGUCGCGUGCUCCGCAACAAGAUUGUUGUGGUCCAGAGCAUCGCGAUCGCAUUUCUCUCCGCCGCUGUGUUCGGCUUCGUGCGAUUUGAUGACGACAUUGUCGAGGCUCAAUUCCACAUUGAGACCAAACGACAGGAUCCGCGCGCUUCGCGGCAAGUCACCAACAUUUUCCGAACUUUGGUCAUCGUCUUUUUCGUCAUGAUAUUCCGCACCCGUUUCUCGGGCCGCCGGAGCGACGGCGUGAAGGCGACGACUUCGGCGCGCGUCGGCGGUGUCGUGGCGAUAGCCACCGCUGUACCCUUAGUGGUGAUCAGCUUACUGGGCUGCAACAUUGGAGACAUAGCCGGGAGCCACGCGGAGUACGGGCUACCGGUGUGCAGCAUGCAGUGCGGGUGUUCAGCCGACAGCUACGGCUUCAGUCCGGUAUGCACUAUCAACACCACCACCACGUACUUCUCACCGUGCCUCGCCGGCUGCCAAGAGGUUGAAGAUCUCAACGGAUUUCUAUUGUUCUCCGAGUGUUCGUGCGGUGGCGGGCGCGCGGCGCGCGGGGCGUGCUCUCUUUCCGACUGCGCGUUUGUUUUCAACAUAUACCAGCUGCUGUUCGCGCUGGUGCUGUCCAUGGCAGGAGCCGCCCUCCUCAUGCAGAGUAUGGUGAUCGUCCGCUCCGUGCUGACUGAUGACAAAGCCGUGGCCCUGGGGACUUCGUUCGCGGUCACAGCUCUCCUGUCCCACAUACCUGGCUACAUGCUUUACAUGCUGAUCAGCUCCUUAAGCUGCGCAUACACAGCCAACGGAGGCUGCCUGUUCCACUACCCGUCUCUCUGGUCCAUGGCACUUCUGAGCGCGGGCUUCUCUGCUGUCUCCGGAGCGCUAAGUUUGGUCACAAGUCGUUUGGCUCGAUCAAUAUCAUAG
Cydia amplana is the source of this 1680-nucleotide messenger RNA. Its product is annotated as solute carrier organic anion transporter family member 2B1-like. NCBI's taxonomy places the organism in Eukaryota, Metazoa, Arthropoda, Insecta, Lepidoptera, Tortricidae. Gene Ontology annotation, biological process: transmembrane transport; sodium-independent organic anion transport. Gene Ontology annotation, cellular component: plasma membrane. Gene Ontology annotation, molecular function: protein binding. The transcript is spliced from 12 exons. The coding region runs from base 1 to 1680 and encodes 559 amino acids. The record is from RefSeq and is a predicted model, not a curated record.